CAAACGACCACUUGCAGAAUAAUGAUCAAAUGAUUCGUCAUCAAAGCAAUUCGUGGAAUGAUCAAAUAACUCCUCUGGACUCUAAUUAUCCCCCUCCAACUGAAAUUCCUGUUGACUAUAUUGAGUCAACAAAACAACCUGUCACGCAGUACAAUGAUCCUGGUAUUCAAGACACAAUAGGGGUAAAUGUAAACGGUAGCAGUAAUUUGGAGAAACUACUCGGCCAAAUGAUGCCAUCAAAAGGAAGUACAAAAAUUCCUAUAGGAUUUAUUCUUACACAUAAACCUUUUACCGAUAGCAUUGAAAUGCAAAAAAGGUUCCCUUUGUUGUAUGAAAAAGUAAUCAAACCUCUGAAAUCAGGAGGAAUGGCAGCAAAGAAUUUUCAAACUAAUAAUAAAGCAAAUGAAAACUAUCAGCAACCCAAAAUAGACAAAAAUGCUGAACGUCAUUCAAGAAAUGGUCAAAAAUCGAUACAUAUGGAUAACAAUGGAAUACCAGAAAGUCAAAUAGUAUACAAUGAAGGGCCUUCUGAUCUUCAACAAGAUCUUACGCGAUUCAGCAGAGAUAGGACUAAUGAGCAAAAUCAGCAGCCUUCCAAUCAACAUAUCAGCAACCACCAUCAGAGGGCACACGGCAACCAAAAUAUACAGCAGCAGCACCAAUCGCCUCACAAAUUUGCUAAACAUCAGUCCUGGGAAAAACAAAGUCAUCCAAGGGGUAAUCAUGAUCAGCAGCAACAUUCAAAUCAGCACGCUGAGCGACAGGUAUACAGGCAACAGCAACAACAACAGAAAGAGCAAUUGAACAUGUUUCAACAGCAACAAAAAGGAUUACCUGAGCAGAGUCCCCAAGGUCGACGACAACAAUUUAUGGAAGCAACACGUAAUCAACAUCAACAAUUUGAAAGACGUCAACAACAAUUUAAUCAACUCGAAAAUCAAAUAUACCAAAAAACAACUGCAAUUCCAAUACAACCCACUACACAGGUGUAUACUAAAAAUACAUAUCCACCAAUAUUUAAUAUGCUAGUGAGAAAUUCAAUGCCUCCAACACAGACACCUCAACCGGAAACAAUGCAUCACAAGCAAUCAGAAAAUUUACAACCAGUUACUAAACAUACUGAAGUUACCUACUCAACUAAGACCAGCAAUAAACUUGACACACCAGCGGCAUCCUUUGUCAGGCAAAACUCUCUAAGACUUGGUGGUCCUUCCUUCAACCCUGUACAAGAAAACAUAAAAUUCGGUAAUCAAAUAGGACCAAUUUUGGACAGCGUACCAGAGCUUCAACUUUAUGAAACAAGAGAACCUGUUAUACCAUUUGCAAUGAUCUCUAACAACAAAUCGAAAUUAGCAGAUGGUAAUGUACAGCAUUCCCAGAAUAUCAUUAUGGACAAGGAAGAAAGGAAUUCGAUGAAAAUGUCGAGCAUUGACCCAUAUUAUUCAAAAGAUAUUAUGUCUGGGACAAAAGUAGAAAGAAUAUCCACAUUGACACCAGCAAAGACCGAGGCUACUUAUUCAGUGGUUCCUACUACUCCAACAAGAAGUCCUCCGCUGACGGAAAGGAUGCAACAUGCCCCGAAUAAUCACCGAAGUGUUCAGACUAAUCAUGAAUCUGCCUUCGGUCGAUUUGGUGAUGUAAACCAAUACAGACAGCAAGCAAAUAACUUGAAAAUUGAUCAAAAGGUAAACACGGGACAUCAUAAUCAAGAUAAACAUGAUCAAAGUAAUCUAAGUACACACAAUAACAAUCAACAAGAACAACUAAGCAAUGUGCCGAACUCCCAUCAGACUGAUCAGGGAGAUAAUACGGGAAAACGUUUUCUACAAAAUAGGCAACAUCAAAUUCGAAAAACGAUGCAUAUUACUGUGUCUCUUAAGAGUACACAGUCACCAUCUUCAACUGUUCUAGGAAUCCAUGAUCAAAGACACUCUUCCGAUUCACAGGGUCAGAAAUCUCCCGCUUCUAAUUCAGCUGAGGGUCAAAGAUCUGUAAAAGAUAUCACAUCAGAUCAACACCCGAUUAGAAAUUUCCAGAGAAUGUCUCACCAUCGAUGGAACAAUCAGAAAUCAAAUUCAGGAUUUGCCAUAAGCCCUGUGAAACGCAUGCGAGAUAGCAUGCUAAAUCAUAAGUCCCACCAAACUCACCAAACAAAAACCUCAGAAUCAAACAAUCGUCAAAGUCUUUUGUCUCAAUCACACGAUAAGGUUGCUUCUUCUGCAGCGCUGAAUCAACAAAACGGACAAUUCAAAGAUCAGGUAGCUCAAACACACUCUUCGGUCAGAACACAAGAUCUGCCGAGUGUAAAUCGCCAACAAUCUCAAUCAAAUGCCAACCAAGUCAGGAGAAAUUUUGAUCAAAACGCAAGAGACACACAUAAUAACGGAUAUAUCGAUCAACAAAAAAUCGGAGUGCCUCCAAAGAAAGAUCCUUCAGCAGAUACGGGAUUUUUCAUUUCGUCUCCAAGGCAUCGUGGGACCUCUUUAACGGGAUCAGGAAGACAAACCAAUAAUGAAAUAAAUAAAUCCAUUUCAAAAUCUGAGUCCUCAGUAGCAAAAACACCUGCUCCAGUGCCCACACAAGGGUAUCUUAAUUUUAUGGCUGACUUUGGGGGUAUGGAGAGAAUUUUAAAUCAAGGUAAGGGAGCUAUAAUAAACAGUGGGUUGUCGUCAGAGAGAAAUGUACAAAAUCAUAAAGCUGAUACUGGACCAAGGGGAACGUCCUCCUCAACAAGACAAACAAGCAGCCUGGAAUCUACACAAAACACGGGUCAAAACGAUCACCGAAUAUCAGCGUCUCAAAACCGUCCCUCUGUUAAUAGUAGACAACAACUUUUCAGUCGAUUUCAAAGAAGACAAGGUUUAUUCGGAAGUUUCCAGAGAAGGCAGAUGAAUGUUCCCGCCAAAACCACUACAACGACGACGACGACAACAACAACAACAACAACAACCACUGCUGCUCCUGUACCUCACCAACAACAAACGUCCCAGACAAGAAAUCGUCAGUGCUAUCUUCCGAAGGCUGAGGGUCACUGUCGUAGAUAUCAGAUGGCUUAUUACUUUGAUGUAGCGACCAGUCAGUGCAAGACCUUUAUGUAUUCGGGUUGUUACGGCAAUGCCAAUAGGUUCAACACCAGAGCCCGCUGCGAGCAGGCGUGCCUACAAAAUCAAGUCUCGUCAAGCUCCCAGACUGCAAAUUCUCAGAUUACACAUUCUCAAACGUCAAACUCUCAGACUGCAAAUUCACAGAUAUCAAGUGCUCAGAUAUCAAAUUCUCAGACAUCAAGUUCUCAGACAUCCAUUUGUAAAAUGGCGCAAAACCGGGGCACGUGCCGGAAGUGGACGACUAGAUACUACUAUGAUCCUAAAAUACAGAAUUGCCGCUCCUUCUGGUAUGGGGGGUGUGGAGGAAACGAGAACAAUUUCUCAACAAAGACGGAAUGUCAGCGGCGGUGUUACGGGUCCUGAUAAAAAUGACGAUGUUAAUUCAGACUUGACUUUGUGCAAUCAAUAUUUACAAUCAAAUACAUCUCUCAGCACAUUUCGGUCGAUCCGUACCUCUUGCUUGAUAUAGGCGACGGAACUACCCGAGGUUUGCCGAUUGUCACACAUACUAACUGUCCGGCUGUUUCUGUAUUUGGAUUGGAGAACAGUCGAAUUCUGGGGAAAUAAGAUACUCGAUCAUUUACAUUUGCUACCUCAUAGAAAACAUAUUACAUGUGUCAUCAUAUAUCAAGAAGUAUCAUGAUAAAGCAACAAUGAAGAAUUUAAUAUGCCAUGAAGUAUAAUUUAAAUUAUUUAAACUCAUUUAAACUAAAGAAAAUUGAAUAUAUUACAUUUAGCAGGUUUUAUCUAAAAGUUGCUAUGAAACAUUGAAUUGGAAUUCACGUUCAUUGGACACAUGACACAAGCAUUUUUUCGAACAGUGAAUUUUUAUGUGUCUCAUAAAUCAUAUAAUCAGUCAUAAUUCAUCUACAUACAUUUAAUCCUUAAAAAUUGUAAAUUACUGAAAAAAAAGUUAGAAAAGGUAUUGUGAGUUCUGUCAAUUAAACGUAAUCAUUAAUGUAAAACUGAAAGUUUUUUUCCCAAAUGUAACUGCAUUUCGUCUUUUCUCUAAGAUGUCAUACCACAGAGAAAACAAACGUGUCGCAAUAUUUAGGACUCUGUUAUAUCUAGGGCAAAUUUUUCUCCGUCAGUAUUAUUGAUGUAAAUCAGGCUGAUUGAGGUUUUAUGACAUUUUUCUCUAAAAUAUAAAAAAAUCAAUCAUAUAGUUAUAGAUCUCUUUCAUUAUAGAUCUGUCUUGGAUCAGAGAUGUUUUAUACGUUUUUUCGAACUAAGUUUCUUUAAUGUCAACAAUAUGAUUAAAGCACCUGGUUUCAUAUUCUGCCACUAAAAUUAUAGCACAGAAUAUAUUUUGAUUGAUGCAAAUCUCACACAAUUUUGAUUUGUAUAUGAGUAUAAGUAAAAAAUCAGAUGUUUAAAUGAAUGCUGUGAUUUUGCCUUCAUGAUUUAUAUAGCAAGAAGCAGACAGUCUAUUUUGCGAGGACAAGAAUCAUGAAAAAUGCUUUGAGAUUCUUUUCUGAACUUUUACAUGCGUCAUCAUCUUCAAUUUCAGGUGAAUUUGUUUGCUUCUAUAAUUUUCUAUACAUAUAAUAGAUGAAUGGCUGACAUUAUAAAUCACGUGUACAUUGUUGAUAAUUUAUUUUGUAGCUUUUUCAAAUUGUUUUGUUGGUUGAAUUUGUCCUCAAAAUAAAGUGAAUUUAAUAAAAAGAA
Molecule: messenger RNA, 4772 nt
Organism: Saccostrea echinata
Lineage: Eukaryota; Metazoa; Mollusca; Bivalvia; Ostreida; Ostreidae
Product: putative mediator of RNA polymerase II transcription subunit 26
Exons: 2
Coding region: 30-3467 (1145 amino acids)
Molecular function (GO): serine-type endopeptidase inhibitor activity
Source: RefSeq, a predicted model, not a curated record